GUCUCCGGCGUGGCAAGGCGGAGGCGAGUAAGGCAGCGGGGCUCGGCCCACACCCCUCGCCAGGAGGCACCAUGUGGCGAUGUCCACUGGGGCUGCUGCUGUUGCUGCUGCUGGCUGGCGAGUUGGCCCUGGGUGCCCGGCGGGGUCGUGGGCGCCGAGAGCUAGCACCGGCUCUGCACCUGCGGGGCAUCCGGGAUGCGGGUGGCCGGUACUGCCAGGAGCAGGAUCUGUGCUGCCGCGGCCGUGCCGAUGACUGCGCCCUGCCCUACCUGGGUGCUACCUGUUACUGUGACCUCUUCUGCAACCGCACCGUCUCCGACUGCUGCCCUGACUUCUGGGACUUCUGCCUCGGCGUGCCACCCCCCUAUCCCCCCAUCCAAGGAUGCAUGCACAGGGGUCGCAUCUAUCCAGUCUUGGGAACCUACUGGGACAACUGUAACCGUUGCACUUGCCAGGAGAAAGGGCAUUGGGAGUGUGACCAGGAGCCAUGCCUAGUGGACGAAGACAUGAUCAAGGCCAUCAACCAAGGCGACUAUGGGUGGCGGGCUGGGAACCACAGUGCCUUCUGGGGCAUGACCCUGGAUGAAGGCAUUCGCUACCGCCUGGGCACCAUCCGCCCAUCUUCCUCCGUCACCAAUAUGAAUGAGAUUUAUACAGUGCUGGGCCCAGGGGAGGUGCUGCCCAGAGCCUUCGAGGCCUCGGAGAAGUGGCCCAACCUGAUCCAUGACCCUCUUGACCAGGGCAACUGUGCAGGCUCCUGGGCCUUCUCCACAGCAGCCGUGGCAUCUGAUCGAGUCUCCAUCCAUUCUCUGGGACAUAUGACACCUGUCCUGUCGCCCCAGAACCUGCUGUCUUGUGACACACACAACCAGCAGGGUUGCCGCGGUGGGCGACUGGAUGGUGCCUGGUGGUUCCUGCGCCGUCGAGGGGUUGUGUCUGACCACUGCUACCCGCUCUCGGGCCAUGGGCGGGAUGAGGCUGGCCCCGCCCCCCGCUGCAUGAUGCACAGUCGGGCCAUGGGUCGGGGCAAGCGCCAGGCCACCGCCCGCUGCCCCAAUAGCUAUGUCCAUGCCAAUGACAUCUACCAGGUCACUCCUGCCUACCGCCUCGGCUCCAACGAGAAGGAGAUCAUGAAGGAGCUGAUGGAGAAUGGUCCUGUCCAAGCCCUCAUGGAGGUGCACGAGGACUUCUUCCUGUACCAGAGUGGCAUCUACAGCCACACACCAGUGAGCCUUGGGAGGCCAGAGCGAUACCGCCGGCAUGGGACCCAUUCGGUCAAGAUCACAGGGUGGGGCGAGGAGACGCUGCCCGACGGAAAGACGCUCAAGUACUGGGUGAGUCCCUGCGGCCGCGGUCACCUUCCCCCGGCCCUUCUGUCCUCCUGCCUCACUCCGAUUCCCCUCCUCACGGCCCCUCCUCGUUCCCAGACGGCGGCCAACUCGUGGGGCCCAGCCUGGGGCGAGAGGGGCCACUUCCGCAUCGUGCGCGGCGCCAACGAGUGCGACAUCGAGAGCUUCGUGCUGGGCGUCUGGGGCCGCGUGGGGAUGGAGGACAUGGGUCACCACUGAGGCCGCGGGCGCCACGCGGGAAGAGCCCCCUGUGGGGCGGCAGCCCGCGCCCCGCCCGCGCGACGGAGCUGCGGCGCCAGGGGUCUAAUCCCCGCGCAGGUUCCGCUGACGCAGCGCCCGGCCUGGGAGCCGCGGGCAGGCGAGGCUGGCGGAGCCCCCAGACCUCCCAGGGCGGGCCGGGCAGGGCCUGGCGGGGGAGAAGCAAGCCCCCCACGCAAGACCACCGAAGCCAGGGCACCCCCAGUCUCGGCCCCACUACCCCACCCCACCCUUGUACUCUUAUUCUUCAGAGAUAUUUAUUUUUCU
Messenger RNA from Hippopotamus amphibius kiboko, 1874 nucleotides. It is a transcript of the gene TINAGL1, whose product is annotated as tubulointerstitial nephritis antigen like 1. Gene Ontology annotation, cellular component: lysosome. The coding region runs from base 72 to 1568 and encodes 498 amino acids. The record is from RefSeq and is a predicted model, not a curated record. Gene Ontology annotation, biological process: proteolysis. Gene Ontology annotation, molecular function: cysteine-type peptidase activity. The transcript has 11 exons. NCBI's taxonomy places the organism in Eukaryota, Metazoa, Chordata, Mammalia, Artiodactyla, Hippopotamidae.